This is a messenger RNA of Apiotrichum porosum, 213 nucleotides long. RefSeq lists its product as uncharacterized. The transcript is spliced from 2 exons. NCBI's taxonomy places the organism in Eukaryota, Fungi, Basidiomycota, Tremellomycetes, Trichosporonales, Trichosporonaceae. Gene Ontology annotation, molecular function: ATPase inhibitor activity. Gene Ontology annotation, cellular component: mitochondrion. The record is from RefSeq and is a predicted model, not a curated record. Gene Ontology annotation, biological process: negative regulation of ATP-dependent activity. Bases 1 to 213 code for a protein of 70 amino acids.
AUGGCCCGCUCCUACACCGACGUCCGCGGCGAGGGUGCCACUGCCUCGUCCAAGGGCUUUAGCCAGCGCGAGCAGGCCGAGGAGGGCCAGUACAUCCGCAGGCGCGAGCAGGAGCUCCUCAAGGCUGCCCAGGAGAAGCUCAAGGCCGCCCAGGCCGAGGUCGACAAGCACCAGGCUACCGUCGACGCUUCCAACGCCAAGGACAAGAAGUAA